Messenger RNA from Ilyonectria robusta, 578 nucleotides. RefSeq lists its product as uncharacterized. The record is from RefSeq and is a predicted model, not a curated record. NCBI's taxonomy places the organism in Eukaryota, Fungi, Ascomycota, Sordariomycetes, Hypocreales, Nectriaceae. The coding region runs from base 224 to 556 and encodes 110 amino acids. The transcript has a single exon.
GGAACUGAAGGACUUGCUACAGGGCUUUCCCAGCUUGAAGGAUUUCUUCUUCAACUUCAAUUUCUGCAAUGGCGACCCUGACGCCGACCUGUGCACUCCGCAACAAGCAGUGGACGCCCUUGAACCGUUCAAGAAACAGCUUACGGAUCUGAGGCUCAGUUUUUGGGACUGGCAGAUUUUCCACUACUCGACAACAGGAUUUCCUCCUGGCCUAAUCACUUCCAUGACUAUGCUCGAAGCGCUAGAGCACUUGGUGCUUGAUGGCCGCAGCCUGUGGCGAAAGGUUUCGAGUGAAGAAGAGAACUACAAUGCAGAAACGACGCAGUUUUUUGUUAAACUGCUUCCCCGAGCGCUCAAGACGCUUGCACUGAUACGACUUGACUCUGAGACGUAUGGCGACGACUUGAUGGUCCUGGCACCUCAGAUUAGGAGUUGCUGCCCAGACCUGCAAUCAAUCUAUUACCAAUUGCACAAUGGAUCUGAUAUGAACAAGAGGUGUUUAGCAAGAAUAACCAAGGCAUUUGCUGAGCAGGGUGUUGUGUUUGAGAAGUGGUAGUAGGAACAGUGUGCGUUAGUAC